AUGAGCUCCGGCUCUUCCUCGGGCAGCGGCGGCGGUCUGCUGGCCGGCCUGCAGGCGGCAGAGGCAGCGUGGGCCGUGUGGCCCGGCGGUGCCCUCCUCUCGCAGUGGCUCGGCAAGCCCACCCUUGGCGAUGGCUGGGGCGGGCUGCUGUGGCGUGUGGCGUUGGUCGUGGCGGCCGCCGCAGCCGGCGAGGCGCUCCGCGUUGUCGUGCAGAGCGCCGGCGAGCGCAUGUGGGAGCGUAUCACAGAGCUCACCACAACCACCGCCACGCUGGACAGCGACGACGAAGCGUACAGGUGGCUGCUCCUGUGGCUGGCCGACCACCCGUCGUUCAAGACGUCGCACUCCUACCAGGUCACCUCGUCCAUGCACAAGUACGCCCGCUCGGUCGCGGGCGAGGAGGAGGAGGAGAACGGCAACGGUGUGUGGUUCACCCCGGGCUCGGGCUCGCACUGGUUCCGCUUCAGAAACAAAUACGUCCUUCUCCGUCGCACGAGCUCAGGUUCGCGCUACUCGAACGAGGGCAUUCGCGGAACCGAUCGAAUCAGCAUCAUGAUGCUGGGCAAGGCGACGGCGCGCAGCCAGAUCAGCAGCCUCAUCGAAGAGGCGCGGCUGACGGCAGCGAAUAAGGACAAAUCGCGCACGGUCGUGUACGUGGGCGACCAGUACGGCAACUGGGCGCGCUCGACGGCGCGCAGCAUCCGUCCGCUCUCCAGCGUCAUCCUGGAGGAGGGCGUCGAGGAGAAGCUGGUUCGCGACGCCAAGGACUUCCUGCGGAGCGCCAAGUGGUACUCCGACCGCGGCAUUCCGUACCGCAGGGGCUAUCUCCUUCACGGCAAACCUGGAUGUGGUAAGACUUCGUUUAUCACCGCUCUGGCCGGCGAAGUGCGCAUGAACAUCUACGUCAUCAACCUUGCCAGCAAAGCGCUCAAUGACGAGGUGUUGGCCGAGCUCAUGCGCGGCGUUCCCUACCGGGGUAUUGUGCUGUUCGAGGACAUCGACGCCGCCUUCGUGCCCAACGGCCCGGGCGACGGCAGCGAAAGCGACAGCGAGGACGAGGGCCGAGGCCGAGCCAGAGAGAACCUCGGCAACGGGGUCACCUUCAGCGGUCUCCUCAACGUCUUGGAUGGUGUUGCGUCGGCGGAGGGCCGUGUGGUGUUCUUCACCACCAACCACUUCUCGCGCCUGUCGAAGGCCCUGAUCCGACCCGGCCGGGUGGACGUGAUCGUCAAGGUGGGCCUCGCCACCGUCACGCAGGCGCGUCGCAUGUUCCACCGAUUCUACGAGGAGCUCGACGAGGCCGAGGCCCUGGCCGAUCGGUUCGCCGCGAGCUUCCUCCCCGACUCGGUGUCCAUGGCCCAGCUGCAGGCCUACCUCAUGAACUACAAGGAGGACCCACACGGCGCGCUCCGCGAUGCGCCCACGCUACUCUUUCCCGCGACCACCGCCAAGGCCGCACCAGAGCUUUCCCAACUCGACUUGGGCCUUGUGGCGCUACGCGAAUCGAGAAUCAAUCAAAAGAAGACAACAGAAGAGGAAGACCUGAAGAUGGAAGACAAGUACAGGAGGGAAGUGGUGCCGCAGGGUUCGCGUAACGUGCAGCCGUACCCGUGGCUCGAGGUCACUACGCUGCCUCGAUUGCCGAUCCCAACGAUCGAGGAGACGGCACGUCGGUACGACGAGUACCUCCAGCCACUGCUCGCCGAGGCCAGCCCCGCCGAUCUGGCCCGCACGCGUCGAUUCGUGGCCGAUUUUGUGAAACACGAUGCCGCAGGGCUGCAGGCCGAUCUGCACAACCUCGCCCGCGUGUCGCCCACGAGCUGGCUCGAGGGCUGGUGGGACACUGGCUACCUCGAGUUCCGAGUGCCCUCCUUCAUCAACGUCAACCCCUUCUUCGUGUUCAAGGCCGACCCCGCCAACCCUGCUCAGACUGCACGAGCGGCGCAGAUCGUGGGCAGUGCAGUGCGCUUCUACAAGAAGGUGGCCACCAAGGGUGGGCUCACGCCCGACCUCGAGCGUAAGACGCCGCUGUGCAUGACCCAGUACGGCCGCGUGUUCGCCACCGCCCGCAUCCCGCUCCCCGGCCGCGACGCCGUCUACUCGUGGACCGGCGUGCGCCACAUCGUCGUACUCCGCAAGCGCCAGUUCUUCACGCUUGACGUGCUGACGUCAGCCGGCGAGGCCGUGGCGGAGUCCCACAUCCACGCGCAGCUGGACGCGGUCGUGCGCGAGGCCGACCGGCCCGGCACCCACCAGUCAUUCCCCAUCGGCGCCCUCACCGCCGAGGACCGCGACGCGUGGAGCGCCGCCCGCGCCGAACUGGUGCGCGCGCACCCGAUCAACGUCGCGUCGCUCGAGGUGGUCGACCGCGCCCUGUUCGUGCUGGUGCUCGAGGACGAGGCGCCGGCCGACCUCGACGCCACCGCGCGCCUGUUCCUCCACGGCGACGUGCGCAAUAGGUGGUUCGACAAGCUGCAGUUCCUGGUGUGCGCCAACGGCGUGGCGGGCGUCAACAUGGAGCACUCGCCCAUCGACGGACACACCAUCCUGCGCCUGCUCACCGAGAUCCACAACGAGGUGCUCGCCCGCAACGGCACCAUUCUCACCGAGGGUCCCACCGCCCCGGCACCCAGACGUCUGGAAUGGAUCGUGCCCGCCAGCUCGCCGGUGGCCGAUGCCCUGGAGGCUGCCAAGGUGCACGCUGGCGAGUUGAUCGCCAAGACGGACACGUCGGUGCUCAUUUUCAAGGACUUUGGUCAGAAGAGGAUUGUCGAGCGCAAGGUCAGCCCUGACGGGUUCGUGCAGAUGGCCUACCAGCUGGCCUACUACAAGCUGUACAAGAAGACCGCUUCCACCUACGAGUCCGUGCAGAUGAAGCAGUACUAUCACGGCCGCACCGAGUGCCUCCGCUCCGUCACCAACGAGUCCGUCCACUUCACCAAGACCUUCACGUGCCCGAAGGCCGACAAUGCGAAGAAGGAAGCGGCGCUCCGACAGGCGAUCGAGGCCCACGGACGACGAGCCAAGGAGUGCAAGGAGGGCAGGGGCGUGGACAGGCACUGGCUGGGCCUCAAGUCCAUCGCCCGGCACAAGGAGCAGUGGUACCCGGGCUUCGUCAUGCCCGAAAUGUUCUCCGAUCCGUCGUACUCGAAGCUGUUCGGGUCGGUGCUGUCGACUUCCAACUGCGGCACGCGGGCGCUUGAUCUCUUCGGCUUCGGUCCGGUCAUGGACGACGGCUUUGGUCUGGGCUACAUGAUCCACCCCGAGGCGAUCCACAUCUGCGUGUCCAACUUCCACGGACAGGCUGCCGCGUUUGCCGCCGCUCUCCGGGAGUCGCUGGUGCAGAUGCUCGCCAUCCUCUCCACCUCCACCCCCGCCCAGGCCCGCCUCUAG
Molecule: messenger RNA, 3393 nt
Organism: Acanthamoeba castellanii str. Neff
Lineage: Eukaryota; Discosea; Longamoebia; Acanthamoebidae
Product: Choline/Carnitine oacyltransferase superfamily protein
Exons: 18
Coding region: 1-3393 (1130 amino acids)
Biological process (GO): carnitine metabolic process
Cellular component (GO): mitochondrion
Molecular function (GO): carnitine O-acetyltransferase activity; ATP hydrolysis activity; ATP binding
Source: RefSeq, a predicted model, not a curated record